This is a messenger RNA of Nycticebus coucang (slow loris), 3499 nucleotides long. It is a transcript of the gene BTBD6, whose product is annotated as BTB domain containing 6. Gene Ontology annotation, molecular function: protein binding. The coding region runs from base 135 to 1751 and encodes 538 amino acids. The transcript is spliced from 4 exons. Gene Ontology annotation, cellular component: cytosol. The record is from RefSeq and is a predicted model, not a curated record. Lineage: Eukaryota; Metazoa; Chordata; Mammalia; Primates; Lorisidae. Gene Ontology annotation, biological process: neurogenesis.
CGGGCGAAGGCGGGGUGAACGGCGCCCCCUGCGGCCGGGCCAGGCACGGGCGCGGGCUCCCGCGGGGGUCGCAGGGCCGGGCGGGGCAGCGGCGCGGGGAGCUGUCCCCAGCCGACGCCUCCCGCUGCAGCCCCAUGCUGCUGCCCCUGGCGUGCCUGCACGGCCGCGUCGCGCAGUGCCUCACCGCCCUUCUUGUGCUUGCAGAGCCGCCCCCGAAGCCCCGGCGCGGCGCGAGGAUUUGCGGCGCGGCGCAGCUCUGCGCCGAGGCCGCCCCAGCCGCCCUGCCCGCGAAGAUGGCCGCGGAGCUCUACCCGCCCGCCCGCGCCGCCGCCGCCACCGAUAUCGCCAACAGCAAUGCCGCGGCCGCGGGCAGGAAGACCAGCCCGCGCAGCCCUCCCCGCGUCCCGGCCCCCGCGCCGCCGCCGCCCGCGCCCGCGCCGCCCGCGCCCUGCAACAACAACGCGGAGAGCCCCAACUGGCAGUCCUGCCACCCCACCCUUCGCGAGAGGAACGCGCUGAUGUUCAACAGCGAGCUCAUGGCCGACGUCCACUUCGUCGUAGGGCCCCUGGGCGCGACCAGGAGGGUACCUGCCCACAAGUACGUCUUGGCUGUUGGCAGCUCUGUCUUCUAUGCCAUGUUUUACGGCGACCUUGCAGAAGUCAAGUCAGAAAUCCACAUACCGGAUGUGGAGCCCACGGCUUUUUUGAUCUUGUUAAAGUACAUGUACAGUGACGAGAUUGAUCUUGAAGCUGACACUGUGCUGGCCACUCUCUAUGCUGCUAAGAAGUACAUUGUCCCCGCGUUGGCGAAAGCCUGCGUCAACUUUCUGGAGACAAGUCUGGAAGCCAAAAAUGCUUGCGUCCUGCUGUCUCAGAGUCGGCUAUUUGAGGAGCCUGAGCUGACCCAGCGUUGCUGGGAGGUCAUCGAUGCACAGGCAGAGAUGGCCCUGCGGUCUGAGGGCUUCUGUGAAAUUGACCGGCAAACACUGGAGAUCAUCCUGACCAGGGAGGCCCUCAACACCAAGGAGGCAGUGGUCUUUGAGGCAGUCCUACAUUGGGCUGAGGCAGAAUGCAAGAGGCAGAGCCUGCCAGUCACCCCACGCAACAAAAGGCAUGUGUUGGGGCGAGCCCUCUAUCUGGUCCGAAUUCCAACCAUGACCCUGGAGGAGUUUGCCAAUGGUGCUGCCCAGUCAGACAUCCUGACACUGGAGGAGACCCAUCACAUCUUCCUGUGGUACACGGCUGCCAAUAAGCCCCGCCUGGACUUCCCUCUGACCAAGAGAAAGGGCCUCGCCCCACAGAGGUGCCACCGCUUCCAAUCUUCUGCCUACCGCAGCAACCAGUGGCGGUACCGUGGGCGCUGUGACAGCAUCCAGUUUGCCGUGGACAGAAGGGUAUUUAUUGCAGGGCUCGGCCUAUAUGGGUCCAGCUCUGGAAAGGCCGAGUACAGUGUAAAGAUUGAACUCAAGCGGCUGGGGCUGGUCCUGGCUCAGAAGUUGACUAAGUUUGUAUCAGACGGAUCCAGUAACACCUUCUCAGUCUGGUUUGAACAUCCAGUCCAGGUUGAACAAGACAGCUUCUAUACGGCCAGUGCUGUCCUGGAUGGCAGCGAGCUCAGCUACUUUGGGCAGGAGGGGAUGACAGAAGUGCAGUGCGGGAAGGUGACCUUCCAGUUCCAGUGCUCCUCGGACAGCACCAAUGGGACGGGGGUCCAGGGCGGGCAGAUCCCUGAGCUCAUCUUCUAUGCCUGACACACUGUGCAGUGGGAAGGCUAUGCCACUAGCCCUCUGCAGUAGCCAGACCUAGUACAUGGAGGGAGGCGGAGGGUACUGCCUCACAACUGUGGAAGACCCUACUUACUUUGUAUCUCUGGGUAUAUAGUCAGCUAUAGCCCAAUGGUUAUGAAAUAGACCCCUUUUCUACCCAGCCAGAGCUCAGCAUCUGAAUCUCAAGACAUCUCUGGGACACUGGGGAUGCACAUCUCAGGCAGAGGGCAGAUUUAGGGUAUAAGGCAGGCCCCAAGUCCCCUCUCAGUGGCACCUACACUGCCUGCUUCUAGGGGCAGGAUGUUCCUCCCACCCUCUUGGGUUCUAAGGGUUGUUCCAAGCUUAAUAUGAGACUUUGCCUUCAAAUCUAAAAUUAGUGAAAAAUUGCUUAAAAUAGUUCAUCUAUUUAAGUAGAUUUUCAUAAUAAAGGUUGCAUAAAAUGGUAGCUAUGUGUAGAUAAAUGACUAUAGGAGUCACAAUCUGGGGCAUUAUGUUUUUUAUACAACUGAGAACAAGUCCUCCUGGCCAUCAAGAGAAGAAAACCAUCACUACUAACUGGUUAGAAGCAAACCACACCCUAGAGAUACCCAUCUGUCCCGUGGACCCCCAGUAGUCAGGGUUGGUUCCUCUAGGGCUGCAGCUAGAACAUUCCAGAAACACCCAGUAUCUGGUUGCCUCUGUUCUUCCUAAAGCAUUGCCAGAACCUCUGAAGUCCUACUGUGUGGCCUGGAUUAGUGGGGGCAUGCUCUCCUGGGCCCAGUGCUCCAGGCCCCUAGGAAAAGACCCCUGGCCUCAGGCUGGCUGACACUGAGUAAUGCCAGCAGUGCCACUGCUAUGGGGAUGGCUUGUCUGGCCAUGCACUGUGGGGUAAAGCAGGCUCUCCCAGCCUCUUGUCUCUGUCUUCCCACACUAUACACCCUACAUGCAGUUGAUUUGUUUCUGACAAACCUCAGCUUGACCACCAAAGGGGAGGGACAGCCCUACUUGGCAUAGGCUGUGGCCUCCUGAGAGAGGGUGUGGGCUAGGUGUAGAACCCCAGCCUAGUUGGACAUCCUGAAAUUGGGCAAACCGGCCCAUCUUGCCCAGCACCAGGGUCAGUACCCUUCUCCCCCCUGGGCUCUGAACACUGCUGAGCUGUUGAAACCUGUGGACAGUGAUAGCCAAGUAAGGAGACGGCCUUCAGAGCAGGCUGUGGAAACCAGUCCUCUUGGCAAAGUUCAAAUAAAGGAUUUAAGUCAGUUCCAUCAGGCAGAGUGCUGUUAUGAUCUUUUCCUUCUACAUUUUUCCAUCAGGUUCCAUUCUACAUGCAUAAAACACCGGUACUGCCUCAAGGGGGAAACAAGAUUUACUCUACUCCUUCCCCAUGCUGAGAGAGGGACACACAGGUACAUGAAGUUGCCCACUCUGGAAGCUGACAGCACACAAAUGUGGAAGAAAACUUGUAAAGGCUCUGGUCCUGUGUGGAGGUCCCACCUUCCUAAAGGCACCUGCAGGCCAGGAGUAUUUCUCAAACCUUGUCCAAACAAGCAAGGCAGGCUCCCGCACACAGCCCCCGUCUCCCAUCUGCACCCUCAUCACAUUUGAUGCCACUAAUGGUGGGCUUUUCUGGUUUUGCACUGGAAAUAAAGCCUCCCUUGCUGGGCUCCCAACUGUAGGGGACGCUUCUUACCCUAACGGGUGUUGUGCUGAGACAGGGUUUCCCUCCCACUCUUCAGAAACAUCUGACACACUGA